Guyanagaster necrorhizus is the source of this 447-nucleotide messenger RNA. RefSeq lists its product as uncharacterized. The record is from RefSeq and is a predicted model, not a curated record. Lineage: Eukaryota; Fungi; Basidiomycota; Agaricomycetes; Agaricales; Physalacriaceae. The transcript has a single exon. The coding region runs from base 1 to 447 and encodes 148 amino acids.
AUGUCUGUUGCCUUCCAGCUGGUUUCCCUCCUGAGGGUUGACCAGCUUUCCUGCCAAAUUCUUUCAUACUCCUCAUUGAGUACUGCCUCUUUCUCAAAGGGGUUGAGCAUAGACCCUAUGUCUGUCAAGCACAAGCUCAUAGCUUGUGAGCUUGGGGUCUUCAUGGCCCCAGGGAAGUGUGAGGGUCCAGGCUCUGGUCUGAGCCUGGGUUCUGAAAGCGAUUCCAGAAGAUCUUUUGUGUUGCUGAGGUACAUGGUUUGUACCUCUUUGACUGGGAUUAGAGCCUUCAGCUCUAGUUCAGGAAUUGGUGUUGAUGGUUGCAAGAUACCUCUUGAGCAUCCCAGAGGCAUCCCUGUCAUGAUAGACAAGUUUGAAAAGGGGAGAGUGUCCUCUGUUUCUAAUCCAAGCAUGUUCAUAGGGUUCACCAGGGGGCAUGGGGAAAUCUGA